Messenger RNA from Drosophila nasuta, 437 nucleotides. RefSeq lists its product as uncharacterized. NCBI's taxonomy places the organism in Eukaryota, Metazoa, Arthropoda, Insecta, Diptera, Drosophilidae. The transcript is spliced from 2 exons. The coding region runs from base 78 to 437 and encodes 119 amino acids. The record is from RefSeq and is a predicted model, not a curated record.
ACCGAAUUUUGUCAUUUGGAGUCAUUGCAUUUCGAGGAUAUAAACGCCAUUGGUGGUUGGAGAAUAGACGCAUCAACAUGGCAGUGUCGCUAACGCCACCGGAUGCACGGCGAAUAUUUUUGAAAGAAUUAAAACGUCGUAUUAUUAAAGCACGCAGUGCCCAAACGGUUGGUUGGCUGGAGCAACACUUAGAGAAUGCAACCGAUUCAGUCUUGGCACAAAUCGAUGAUAAAUUGAACACGUUGAACACGUUCCUGCUAAGAAAAAAUAGCAUAUUGAUUGAUGCUCAGCAGCAGCAGGAAACCACCGUUGUAUACGCGCUGACUGGAAAUGAAGAGAGCAUCAAAAAUAUGAUCGAUGGAGAUGCUGGCGCAGCAACGCUGCGAUCCGCAAAAAUGGCAGGCAAAGCGAAUGCAAUUGCAGCUCCAUUGACAUGA